Fusarium coffeatum is the source of this 2853-nucleotide messenger RNA. RefSeq lists its product as uncharacterized. NCBI's taxonomy places the organism in Eukaryota, Fungi, Ascomycota, Sordariomycetes, Hypocreales, Nectriaceae. The coding region runs from base 1 to 2853 and encodes 950 amino acids. The record is from RefSeq and is a predicted model, not a curated record. Gene Ontology annotation, molecular function: protein binding. The transcript has 5 exons.
AUGUCUAAACAACCGUCGCCGCCCGAGUCUCAACAGCACGACGGAAGCCUCCUCCACGAUGAAACAUCUCCUGUCACCACUCCUCCUACUCCACCGAACACCACUAUUGCAAGCCCAGCUUCCGACCACAAACCCUCCUCCGAGGAGACGCUUGAGGGUGCAUCUCAAGACCUCAAAGAGUACCUACGCGAGCAAGUCAGCAGUCCUACCGAUGUGGAAGUCGCAGACUCUGAACUCCUCGACCUUGUUACAAAUGACUCCUCGGACGAUGAUACCCCCGAGCCUACUACCGAGAAGCAGGCGGGCAAGCGAACGUACGAUGCCUUCUGCAACCCCGUCAAGAUUCGACAGCAGCUCGAGAAUAAGGAGUGGCUGAAUGACGAGGCUAUCGAGUCUCUCGCCAAGCUUCUUCCCGCCUACCACACCAUGAAGGUCUUCAACCCGGGCUACAUCAAGUUCUCGCGGCCUACUCUCGCCCGACCCCCUCCCAAGCUCACCACUGGCACCGUCAUCAUGCCGCUGAACCACGACAAUACACAUUGGACGGUGGCCAAGGACGCGAAACGCCUUGCUACUUGGUUCGACUCGAGCGCUGAAGCCUUCGCUUUCACAGAAGUGUCUGGACCCGAACAGGAAGAUGGCAGCUCCUGCGGCGUCUUUGUUCUAGCAGCAAUCGACAACUGGCUGCAAGGCCGUGACCUACCCUCCUCAUUCGAAACCCCAAGCGUCGCUCUCCUCUCUCUCCUCGAUGCCGAUGGCUGCUCCUCCCCGACUACUUCCCCCGCAAAGCGACGCCGAGAGUCCCCCGAAGGAACAUUUACCAUGGCCUCGACGCUUGAUGAGAUGCUCUCCUGUAUCCAGCACAUCACCGCCACACUUCCAGCCCAACUUGCUGAACAGCCUCGCUCCACGGUGGAAGACGCCACCAAGGCCCUGAGCGACAGCGAGGAGAAGCAAAAAGCGCUCGAGGUCGAUCUCCAACAGCACCAAGACUACAUCCAGGAUGUGAUGGUCUACCAACGAGCUCAUGCCUACUGGUCUGAGCAGGUCCUCGAAUCCCCUGGCCCGACUUGCGAGGGUUUUGACGAUCGCCGCAGUCUCAAUAUAUCAGGCAUGACCGAUACCGUUGUUGACUUGGUCCACAAACAGCUUCGAUGUCUAUCGCCCAAUGGCGAGGACGAAGCUGAUCUACCCAGUCUUCGGGUCCGCGAGGCUGAAAUGCUGGCAUUGGUUGAGGAGGUCAAGAAGGAGAUUCAGCAAGCCAAUGAGAGACUUGCGACUGAGCAGAAGCUGUCUGCCACUGUUGAGCAUCAAGAGGCCGCCCGGCUCUUUAGUCAUCUCCCAAUUGAACUUCUCGACCAAAUCAUAUCCAGCCUAUCCAAUCAAUCCAUCAAGAAUCUACGCCAGACAUGCACUUUCUUGUCCAAAGUCGCUCAGCUUCGUUUUGACCGCCUAUUCCUCUCUACUAACCCACGCGACAUCGAGGUUUUCACGACUAUCGCACAAGACGAUAAAUUGAGACUGGGCGUUCGAGAAAUUAUUUAUGAUGAUGCGCGUUUCUGGGAUGAAUACGCGACUGGGCCGCAAGAUCAUGGUUCUCAGUCUGCCAUAGGAGUCCCCCAUUGGUAUCAGCAUUUGUACGAGGAAGAGCUCAAGAAGGCCAGAGAGAUCUUGGUAAAAGACACUGGGACUCUUGCUCACAUCGAGAUUUCGGACGAUUGUCAAGAAUCCUACAAAAUAUACCAACAGUUAUUACAAGCUCAAACCGACGUCAUCUCCCAAGAUCGGGACAUUGACGCAUUGAGAUACGGCUUGACCCGUUUUCCCAAUUUGACAAGAGUCGAGCUCACCAUCGCGACUCACGGCAGACAGUUGGAGCCGUUUUACCACACGCCCACCAUCAGAUCCCUUCCCAAAAACCUUGUCUAUCCUCGUGCACGAGGUUGGCCCGGCACUGAUCCGCAUCGGAAACCCUUCUGGACAGAACCUUGGGACGGCGAUGAAACACAGAAUUGGCGUGGCUUCUCUGUUCUUACUCGCGCGGUAGCUCGACAUCUACGCCAGAACCCUAACAGCAGCAUAAACGAAUUCUCUAUCGAUGUCAACUAUCUCCUUGCCGGUAUCAACAUCCAUCUCUUUGAGAACACAGACAGUACCGAGUACAAAGACCUCGUCACCAUUCUGAGCCACCCUAGCUUGAAACGAUUCGAUCUACCUCUCGACUACAGUGGUAUCGAGGACCCUGAUGAUUCGGCUCUGCUUUACGACAACGUUCAAAAGCUUCUCAGCAUGGCGACAGAUUUACAACACGUUAGCCUCUCAACAAACAUCGACUUUCAAGACAACGACUUUUGGGGCAUGAUCGGUAGAGACGAGCACUGCUUUCCCCUCCGUACCACCCUACCCAUUGAAAAGUGGUCCAACCUCCGUCAUCUUUCUCUGUCACGGCUUUUCGUCAAACAAGAUCACGUGAGAGACUUUCUAGCCGCCCUGCCACCAACACUCAAGUCAAUCGAGCUCAGCUUUUUGGAGUUUACGCCAUGGUACAGAGACUGCUACCGAGGUUUAUUCGAAGACAUGCGCUCUACACUCGGUUGGCAGGACCGACCGAGAGACAACCAGCCCAAGAUCAAAGUCUUGGUUGAACGCAGGGGUGGAAAGGUGGUUGAUGUAAGUGCUGAGGCUGAGAGCUAUAUGUACGACGGAGAAGAGAAUCCUUUUACGAUUGGGAGUGAUCCGUUCUACACCGAGAAACGAUUUUAUGUUUUUUAUGAUGUUGGGAUUGAGGUGGAUGUGUUUGACCCAAGGUACAGGCAGCUGGAUUUUCCCAACUACCGGGAAGCUAGGAGCUGA